AUGGCCGAUCAAAAUGAGAUCGACCUAGACUCGGUCAUCGAUCGCCUGCUCGAAGUCCGCGGCUCUCGUCCUGGGAAACAAGUUCAACUGCUCGAGGCAGAAAUCCGUUAUCUGUGCACAAAGGCACGCGAGAUCUUCAUUUCUCAGCCAAUACUGUUGGAGCUGGAAGCACCCAUCAAGAUCUGCGGUGAUAUUCAUGGACAGUACUAUGACCUACUGCGCCUGUUUGAGUACGGCGGAUUCCCUCCCGAAGCGAACUACCUCUUUCUCGGCGACUACGUCGAUCGAGGCAAGCAGUCUCUUGAGACCAUCUGCCUGCUCCUAGCAUACAAGAUCAAGUAUCCUGAGAACUUCUUCAUCCUACGUGGCAACCACGAGUGUGCCAGUAUCAACCGCAUCUACGGCUUCUACGACGAGUGCAAACGCCGAUACAACAUCAAGCUGUGGAAGACUUUUACUGACUGCUUCAACUGCUUGCCCAUUGCGGCCAUCAUCGACGAGAAGAUCUUCACAAUGCACGGCGGCUUGAGUCCCGACCUCAACUCUAUGGAGCAAAUACGUCGCGUUAUGCGCCCCACCGAUAUUCCCGACUGCGAGUUCGAUAAUGCUGGCGCCAUGAUGAGUGUCGACGAGAGUCUCCUGUGCUCAUUCCAGAUCCUGAAGCCCGCCGAGAAGAAGCAGAAGUACGUUCUAGGCUCCAAGAGCUCCAAACCCAACACCCCGCGCAAAGGAAAAUGA
Messenger RNA from Cyphellophora attinorum, 738 nucleotides. RefSeq names its product Serine/threonine-protein phosphatase PP1. Lineage: Eukaryota; Fungi; Ascomycota; Eurotiomycetes; Chaetothyriales; Cyphellophoraceae. The transcript has 5 exons. Bases 1 to 738 code for a protein of 245 amino acids. The record is from RefSeq and is a predicted model, not a curated record. Gene Ontology annotation, molecular function: protein serine/threonine phosphatase activity. Gene Ontology annotation, cellular component: cytoplasm; nucleus.